AUGAGAAGGCUGAGAAUUGUGAUAAUACAACUCGGUGUCGCCUUUUGGAAAGUUGUGACUCAUUCUCACAUUCACUAUCAUCAGAUUCCUUAUCAGGUAGGAUCGACCACGCACACUCCAGAUGAAACUUUCAAAAACUGCCAAGUGCUACGGAUCUUCGAAACUUUUAAACCGAGAAGAAAAGGCAGAGAAGAACUGUACUGCUCUUUCCUCUCGUUUCUCGUCGCGGCAUGCCAAACUAUAACUUGCCUGAUAACCCGAUUCCAACUCUUCUCUCGUCCUUCUCCGUCUCUCCCUCCUACACACUCUCUCGCUGAGUCACCGUCUCAAAUAGCUGAUAAUGAGGAGAAGAAAGGGAAACGAGUACGGCCCGAAAUAUUAUUGCUUCCCUCCAUCCACUCCCCUCCAUUACGGUUCUUCUUUUCAGACGAUGGAUCCGAUAAUCGGACUGGUGACACAGUACACGGAUAAACGGCACGAGGAUGACUUCGUCGACCGGCUCAACUUCCAGUACACCUCCUACGUGUUUGCCCUUUCUGCUCUCAUCAUUGGCUAUAAUGUGAGCUCAUCUUUCAUAGUUGCUCUUCACGAACCCAUUUUUCAGACGUACUUCGGAACGGCGAUUUCGUGCUGGACACCGGCCGAGUUCAAGAGAGGAUGGGUCGAGUACACUCGUGAUUUCUGUCUGAUCGAGAAUACCUACUACGUUCCGCUGGAAGAUCCGAACAUGCCGCCAGAACGUUACCGAGAGGAGCGGGAACUGACCUACUACCAGUGGGUGCAGUUCAUUCUCGUCUUCCUCGCCUUCCUCUUCUACCUACCGUAUCUGUACUGGAGUACUGUCAACUGGUGGUCUGGACUUCAAGUGAAAGCCGUCGUGGACGCGUCCUGCAAACUGAGUAAGACGGAUGUGAAGAGCAGAACGGUGCAAGUGGAGAAGAUUGCGAGCCAUCUGAAGAAGUUCAUCGACAGAAAGGGAAGGAAGAGUCCGAUUCCGUUGAUCCCGAACGCAGUGGGAAGGAAUUGGGUGGCCAUCAAUUACAUACUCACAAAGUCUCUCUUUGUCCUGAAUCUCCUGGCUCAGAUGAUCCUGAUCCAUAUCUUCUUGGGAUUCGACUUCAAUGACUUCCUCAGUUAGUCUAUGUCCCGAUAAACAACUCAAUAAUUCCACUUUUAGAUCUUCGUGUUGGAUUCGGAAGUAACUGGAUUGCGAACGGAAUCUUUCCCAGACAGACAAUGUGCGACUUCGAAGUGCGCAAGAAGGGAAGCAUCCAGAAGUACAGUGUUCAGUGCGUGCUCUCGAUGAACAUGCUCAACGAGAAGAUCUUCCUCGCUCUCUUCUACUGGCUUCUCGCUCUUCUCGUUCUCACCACCUACAACCUAAUCGUCUCUAUCGCUCACUUCUUCCAAUCGUCCGCCAGACAAGAGUUCGUGAGCCGCAUGCUAAAUGCUGGAGGUCAUAGAGCACUAGAUGACGACGACAGCAAUCCCGACGAGAAGAUUCCACUCAUCGACAGACCGACAACCUAUUCGGUAACUCCUCCGUAAACUCUUCUCUAAAUCGCUCUUCUCCUUCCAGAACGACUAUAACCGCGUGCUUUCUCUCAGCCCGGACGUCAUCGUCGUUCUCCAUUUAAUCGCGAAGAAUGCCGGUGACAACGUCUGCCAGAGUGUCGUCAACGUGCUGUUUGAGAAGCUUUCCGAGAAAUCUCAAUAAACAAACAGUCGCCAAUUAUUUAUGUCAUUUGUGUAUUGCUGUUUGAAACUAUUAUGAAACUUUUAAACUUUACUGUUUUCCCAGAUGUGCACGCGUUGGCCCAUGCUCCAGUCCGUUCUGUUGGCUCAGCCGUCCGUCCGUUCGCAGACUGACCAGUCGCCUUUCCCUUUUUGACCAUACUCCCAAAUAACACUAAAAAUGCGCUCUCAUUCUGUGAUCUCCUCUUUUCUCCUACUAUCUUCAGUACAUUUUGGGUGUCCAUCACAAGACAUUGGUGAGAACCUCUUCACGAUCGAGUAUAAAAUCUCAGUUAUGUUCAGAAUACCGAGCGUGUUGCCAGGUCGGCACCAAAUCAGAGAACUGCACCGCCUUCUUGGAUCCUCGCGAACUCGUCAGAAUCGCUUGUUGCGGAAGCCACGUUUACAACACUUCGAGUAUGCUCUGCUGCGAAGGAAAUGUACACAAUCGGGACAGAGGUGCGUGCCAUUUACUUUUUUAUCAUUGACCAUAGCUAACUUCGUUAUCAUUGUGUCCCAAUAUAAGUAAAUAAUCGGGUUUUGUUUCAGGCGGUGUCAUGGCUCAUUCGUGCUGCGGCACACAACCGCUCCGCCUCGAUCAGACCUGUUGCGGAGGGACUGUGAGUUAGCAAAGGGGCUGUGAGAAAGCAUUGAUCCAAAACGUUUUUGAUCUGUGUUAAACAGUUUAACUCAAACUAUGAAAAGAUCUCUGCGUGAUUGUUCUGAACCUCAAAAAUCAUCCCGCUGGAGUGUAUCAUCUUUCUGAUCAAGCUAGAAUGAUUACGCAAGUUCACAAGAUCAGUGGAGAUAUGUAAUGUUUUCGCUGUCGCCAAACGAAAAACGCUUUCAGAUCCACAACAUGAUUGCCGGCGACUGCUGCGGCACAGAAGUCUACUUCAAACGGGACACCACCCUCGUGUGUUGUGAUCAUGUGUUAUCAGUGUAAGCGAAACGAACGGAAAUUGACGGGAUGCCAUUCCACACACUCAAAAACAGACUUUCCCAAGCUCGUUUAGCGGUGUUUCGUCGUAAGACGUUUCUGAUCUCGUGGCGCUCGUUUCGAGGUUGAUGCCUUCGUCACCGCCACGAAGCACAGAAGAACGGACGGAUGGGGGAACGACGGGAGGCUACGGUUGUAAUGGGCAGAUUGAGAGAGAUGGGGGGAGAGAUGAAUGUGUAAAGCGGCGAAGGACGAAAAGAUGAAGGUGUACCUCACGAAUGAGUAAUCGGGUGUAAUGGCACGACAUCAAGGUUCAGACUUCCAAAAAGACAACUCCAGAUGAAUUCCAGAAAGACAACUCCAGAUGAAUUCCAGAAAGACAACUCCAGAUGACAUGUGCUGCGGAACGUCCACUUUCGACGGCGGAAUCCGUGAAAUGUGCUGCGGGGAUUCGGUGUUCGAGUCCUCGCAGUUCGACUCUUGCUGUCAGGCCAACAACGGAACCGCCCGCCCUUAUCACUCGUCGUCGCAUGUGUGCUGCGACGGUCCGCUCGAGAAGGCAUCGCCAGCGCGUGCGUGCUGCUAUCUCCGGAAUGGCGACGGCAAAUUUGUUGAUACGGUGGGUAAUUUGCUCGUGAGCCAAUUGGCUCGCUGAUAAGAGAGCACUGAUAGACGGCACUUGUUUUGUUUGCAGCAGUACGACAAAACGAAGCAGUGCUGCAAGUACCCGUACGACAAGAUUUAUCCGAUGGGAAAGAAUAAAACUUGUUGA
This is a messenger RNA of Caenorhabditis sp. 36 PRJEB53466, 3446 nucleotides long. Lineage: Eukaryota; Metazoa; Nematoda; Chromadorea; Rhabditida; Rhabditidae. The record is from the annotation of a GenBank genome assembly.